Molecule: messenger RNA, 1002 nt
Organism: Megalobrama amblycephala (Wuchang bream)
Lineage: Eukaryota; Metazoa; Chordata; Actinopteri; Cypriniformes; Xenocyprididae
Gene: rbm8a
Product: RNA binding motif protein 8A
Exons: 6
Coding region: 53-616 (187 amino acids)
Biological process (GO): RNA splicing
Cellular component (GO): nucleus; cytoplasm; exon-exon junction complex
Molecular function (GO): mRNA binding
Source: RefSeq, a predicted model, not a curated record
AUGUGACGCAAAGAAGACGAACAAGACGCGUGUCGCAGUGAGUGUUCUGCGCAUGCUCGCGACGCACUCUCGUUCACUCACAAGCAGCAUCAUGGCGGACGUACUGGAUCUUCAUGAAGCGGGGGGUGAAGACUUUCCUAUGGACGAGGAUGGCGACGAGAGCAUUCACAAGUUAAAAGAGAAAGCCAAGAAGAGGAAGGGUCGUGGGUUUGGAUCAGAGGAAGGAGCGAGAUCCAGAGUCAGAGAGGACUAUGACACAGUAGAACAGGAUGGAGAUGAGCCUGGCCCUCAGAGAUCUGUUGAAGGAUGGAUUCUGUUUGUGACUGGUGUACAUGAGGAGGCGACAGAAGAGGAUGUCCAUGACAAGUUUGCAGAGUUUGGAGAAAUCAAGAACUUGCAUUUAAAUUUGGACAGAAGAACUGGUUACCUUAAGGGCUAUGCACUGGUGGAGUACGAGACUUACAAAGAAGCCCAGGCUGCGAUGGAAGGGCUGAAUGGACAAGAUCUUAUGGGGCAACCAAUCAGCGUUGACUGGUGCUUUGUAAGGGGACCGCCGAAGAGCAAGAGGAGGGGUGGAAGGAGGCGCAGCAGGAGCCCCGACAGACGGAGACGCUGAUUUUCCCCUUGUUUGCCUCCAGUGUCUGUUCCCCAGCCAGUUUGGCAUUAUACUUUUUAAGACAGUUUGGAGUCAGAUUGAAGUGUGUUUUUCUUUAAAUGAGGAUUUUAGUGGUUUUGGGGGGUGGUUUUUUUUUUUUUUUUUUUUUUUUGUCUUAAUUGUUAGUUGUUCAGCAACUGUCUGUAAGUCUUUGUUUUAUUAGAGGACAGAUUUUGCUGAAGAAUACAUGUUGAAGCUGUUGGUAUUUUCCUUUUUUUUUUUUUUUUUUUUUUUGUAAAAAGUGACUGUACACUUUAAAAUUUAUGUAGAUUGUCAUGUCAUUCUCUCAUUGAAACCUGUAAUGAGUAGUGAUUUGUAUAUUUCCAAUAAAUUAAUUUGGAUUAAAA